This is a messenger RNA of Pleuronectes platessa (European plaice), 2301 nucleotides long. RefSeq names its product NFKB inhibitor interacting Ras-like 2 (gene nkiras2). The transcript is spliced from 4 exons. The record is from RefSeq and is a predicted model, not a curated record. Gene Ontology annotation, molecular function: GTPase activity; GTP binding. Lineage: Eukaryota; Metazoa; Chordata; Actinopteri; Pleuronectiformes; Pleuronectidae. The coding region runs from base 112 to 690 and encodes 192 amino acids. Gene Ontology annotation, biological process: canonical NF-kappaB signal transduction.
GCGAGGUAAGAGCCAGCUAGCUUAGCUCGUAGAGAAGAAUUAGCAUCAUAAACUGCUGCGAAUAUCGCCACAUCUCGCGAAUAACAAUAUUUCCUGACCUGAGAAAGAGUUAUGGGUAAAAGCUGCAAGGUGGUGGUUUGUGGACAGGGUGCAGUGGGGAAAACGGCUGUUUUGGAGCAGCUGCUGUAUGCCAACCAUGUUGCAGGUUCCGAGCCCAUGGAGACUCUGGAGGACAUCUACAUCGGUUCUGUAGAGACGGACCGUGGUACACGAGAGCAGGUGCGCUUCUACGACACCCGCGGACUGCGGGAGGGGAUGGAGUUCCCUCGACAUUACUACAGUUUCGCAGAUGGUUUCGUACUUGUGUACAGCAUCGACAGUAAAGAGUCAUUUAAGCGAAUGGAGGCGCUAAAAAAGGACAUAGACCGUCAAAGAGACAAGAAAGAGGUGACCAUUGUUGUGCUGGGUAACAAGCUGGACAAGCAGGAGGAAAGAAGAGUCGACUCCAACAUGGCCCAGAACUGGGCAAAGAAUGAGAAGGUCCGUCUGUGGGAGGUGUCGGUGGUGGACAGACGCACGCUGAUAGAGCCCUUCGUCUACCUGGCCAGCAAAAUGACCCAGCCACAGAGCAAGUCCACCUUCCCUCUCAGCCGCAACAAGAACAAGGGAAGUGGUUCUACAGAUAGUUAAAUGACCAAACACUGUUUUCAUGUUUCAGAGGGAGGAAUAUCAAUGAUCUUUAUUUAUAGAGCACUUUCAAAAUUCAGAUUGUAAACUCCUUCUCAAGGCAACAGUUUAAAGAAAUGUUUAAUUCAAAUAGAAGCAGGAAAGGUCAAUGAUAAAAGUAUGGACUUAAAAGAAACACCUGAGUUAACCGACCAGAUUUUUUCUGACAGAUCAUUCCAGAGCCCCUGGGCCAUGACUGCAAAGGUUCUGUCACCUUUAGUUUAGUUCACUAAAAUCUUAGGAUCAAUUCUAAAUUAUACAGGGAGCCUGUGCAAAGAGGCGUAAAGAGGAGUGAUGUGAUCACGUCUCUUGGUUUCCGUUAGAGGCCUGGCAGCUGAGUUUUGUAAAAGGGAGAAAAGAUGUUUUAAACAGAGCCAUGUUUUACUAAAUCAUCAGCUUUGCUAUCAUGAAGGACAGAGGUUGAAGAAGUUUGAGAUGUGGAGAAGUUUGAGAUGUGGAGAAGUUAGAAGACGAAAGGCAGAAUGAAUGUAUGGAUAUUUAUGUACAGUGAACUCUGUAGGUAUUACUAUAGGAUCCAUUUUAGAUUUUUGGGUGAAAUUCUAAUUUAAUCAUGAAUGAGUGAAAAUGGUGAUCUCUUUAUUUUAUUGUGCCAUAUCAGCAAACAAAAUAUCAAUGAAUAUAAGGUGUUUUUAUUUGUCACUUGUAUUUUAUCGUGCUGGAGUAUGAUCACGCUGUUCAUCCACAGUCUUGUUACCACUAUAGCUGUUAAAAUAAUGUGCUUCUUGAAGUACUUUUAAUCAGCAUUAGGUCUGAGAUGUCACUCUAAACAGUCCAGAUACGUUGUGCUCACUGUAGAGAUAAAUCAGGACCUGGCCCAUAUGUACACUGGCUAUUAUUUUAUGUACAUGUACACACAGACUGAAUCUUAACCCUCAUCACUUUUUAAAUUACUUUAUUAUUCCGAUGUAUCUCACGUGUUAUAACAAGUGAAAAGAUUUAUUGAGACAUUAUUGAUUAUGAACAGUGUGCUGUUUCUUUUGCUCUGGAGUUUUGUUACACUAUACACAGUAUACACUGUAUAUGUAUGCAGAGAUUCAGUGUUGGAUGAUGUAAUGAUUGACAUUCCUUACCACAUAUGGCCUUGUGUACAGGCGUAAGAAGUUUGAAUAUAAGUUAAAAGAUGUUCAGAUGAAGGGCAGCUUCUGCAGGCUCAGGGGCAACUUUUCCUUCUUGACCACACAUUUAAAACAUGGGCCACAAAUCUAUAGUAUAGUUUGUAUCGUAAAAUGUCAUGUUACACUGUGACUCAUCAGUUACAGUCAGUGCUGAAGUUAUAGCUGGUGUGUUUGUACUGAGCAACUAAAUAAAAAUUAGAACACAUUUACUGACCUGUUCAUUCAGGAUGCAACAUGAGGUCAAAUAUGUGCAGCUUUUAUUAUUAGUUUGAUUGAAAAGGGCAAAUCUGCUGUUGCUGUCUUUAGUAUUCAAGUACAAGACACUGUCAACCCAAUGUGUCGUUUUUUGUAAACAUCGAACAUUCAAGUUGAGUGGUCACCUUGAUAUUCGUUUGUAUGCAAGCAAAUUAAAAGAUUUUUUUCCUUGGCCCAAUCACAA